CAUCAAAGUCAGUCUUUUCAUUGGGUUCAUAUUUUGAUUUUUUGUUUUAUAUCGAAGAAAAGGAAGAUAGCAGUGGAGACGUGAAUUAAAAUAUAAUAAAUUAACGCUUUGGUGUAAUAGAACAGUGAGCCGUGAAAAAUAACAAAAAAAGGAAAGAAUGAGUGAAUUUUUUAAAUCUGCUAUGGGUUAUUUUAAUAACCCAACAAACGCAUCAACGAAUACUAGCAACAACACAUCACAGCCAAAUAGUGGUGGCUCAUCCGUAAAUGUCAACAACACGUACAGAAGUUCAUCGUCGUCGUUGCAGGAAAAUGACUUUUGUGGUCAAAUAGUUGAAAUCAAUGGCCGAAAAUUGCGUGUAAAAAGAGUUAUUGCUGAAGGCGGUUUUGCAUUCGUUUAUGUCGCCCAAGAUAUUCAGACGGACAAAGAAUACGCUCUCAAGCGACUCAUUGGUGCCGAUAAGAAAGCAUGCCAAGUUAUCAUCAAUGAAAUUAACACACACAAACGUUUGACGGGACAUCCGAAUAUUGUUGGAUUUGUUGCCGCCAGUUUCAUAGAUAAAACCACUGGACCCCAACAGAGGGCUGAAUAUUUACUCCUAACGGAGUUAUGUAAAGGCGGUUCACUAAUUGAUUGCAUGGGCUCUAGCCUAGAUCCUCCAGUAGUUUUAAGAAUAUUUUAUCAGGCCGUUAAAGCUGUUGCUCAUAUGCAUUCUCAAGCGCCGCCCAUUGUUCAUCGUGACAUAAAAAUUGAAAACUAUUUGUUGGGUGAUGACAAGCAACUAAAACUGUGCGAUUUUGGUUCAGCAACAAGUGAGAUUUUCUCACCCACCUUGGAUUGGAAUGCCCAGCAACGAAAUACUCUGGAAGAUCAGCUCAGCAGUGUUACGACACCCAUGUAUCGUGCCCCAGAAAUGCUAGAUACCUGGUCUAACUAUGAAGUGGGCACCAAAGUUGAUGUCUGGUCCUUGGGCUGUAUUUUAUAUGUGCUUUGUUUUCAAAAACAUCCCUUUGAUGAUUCGGCUAAACUACGCAUAAUUAAUGGAAAUUACACGAUACCAACAGAUUCCAGAUUUCAAUGUUUUCAUGAUAUCUUAAGAGGUUGUUUAACUGUUGAUCCUGCACAACGCUUUAGUAUUUCAACAAUAUUAGAUCGCUUGGCUGCCAUAUCGGAGACAAUGCAGUGGAGCCUAAAAGGUCCUUUGGAUCUACGUGGUAAACCCAUUGUAACCACCACACCGGAGCAUUUAAGCCCAAAUCCAAUGGCACAGCCUCAGCAGCAACGUUCCUCAGCAGGCAGUUCAAUAUUUUAUGAUGAUCCUUCCAAUGUACCACCAGGUCAACAAAUGUCUUCGCAACAACAACAACAACAACCGCAACAAAGUUCCUCUUCUUCGGUUAACUCCACCAAUGGCAGUUUACUGUCCUCUUUACGUGGUGGUGCUGGUAGUUUUUUAAAAAAUCUCAAAGAUACCUCCUCCAAAGUUAUGCAAACCAUGCAACAGACAAUCGCACGUUCUGAUUUGGAUAUUAGCUACAUAACAUCACGAGUUUUGGUCAUGCCAUGCCCUUCGGAGGGUUUCGAGUCGGCAUAUAAAACCAACAACAUAGAGGAUGUGCGUCUAUCAAUUGAAAGUCGAUUUCCUCCGCAAAAAGUUAGUGUUUAUAAUUUUGGUCCUAGAUCUUGCCCACGUUUAGCACCACCAGUGCGCACUGUGGAGGCUGGCAGUAUAUAUGGUUGUUCCCAGGCGCGUGCACCUAAUUUGCAGGGACUUUUCUCCGUUGCCGAGGAUAUGUAUGGUUUCCUUACCGCUGAUCCCAAGUCAAUUGUUAUAAUACAAACUGGGGAUUCAGGAGGCUGUACGGCAGCCACACUGGUCUGCGCCUUGCUAAUGUAUUCAGAUCUCAUCUUGGAGCCGGAAGAUGCUGUACAGGUAUUUGCCGUCAAGCGACAUCCCAUCAAUCUAAGGCCAUCCGAAUUUCGUUAUCUUUAUUAUUUGGGUGAUAUACUACGACCCACUCCACUGCUGCCUCACUAUAAAAAUAUUAAUUUAAUAUCGCUAAGUUGUCAACCAGUACCUCGUAUGACUAAGACCCGUGAUGGUUGUCGCAUUUAUGUUGAAGUAUACAACAAUGAACGUCUCUUGCUCUCCACAAUGCAGGACUAUGAAAAGAUGCGUUUGUAUAUGGCGGGUCCGGGUAAAAUCACUUUGCCCCUCAAUGUGACAGUAUGUGGUGAUUUUGUUGUGGUUCUAUAUCAUGCCCGCAAGGGUAUGGUUAGACCACAGGGUAUAAAGAUAUGUCAAUUUCAAUUACAUACUGGUUUCAUACCCGAACAAGAGACAUUGAUUAAUUUUGCAACACAAGAUUUGGAUGAUUUGCCCACUGAUGCGGAGUGUGUGGCAUCGAAUUUUGCCGUAUCUUUGUCUCUGGCUGUUAUGGAUAGUGAAACGCCACCGGCCCGCAAUCCGCCAUGGCUUUUGGCAAAACCCAGUCGUAAUGCUUUUAAUUUGUUUAGUUCCCAAUUGGAAUACGAAGAAAUGAUUGAUAAUUUUGUAACGAAGCCAACAACAAGCAAGAGCACGAUGCCAGUGCAACCGACAAGGGCUGCUGCUGAGCCUGCAAAUAAAGAAAAGCCUAUGACUCCGCCGUUAAUAAUGCCGGAUAUAACAGAAAUUUCCCAUGAAUCCAAUUUUACCCAACCUGAUCCAGCGCCUCCCAUAGAUUUGCUAAAUCUGAAUCAACCUUCUACAUCGCAUCACAACUUUACCGACCCCCAGGCUACAGCUAUGCCUUCAACGGAUGCUAGUUUCGAUCUGCUUGGUGCUUUUGGUGAUGAUGAUUCAUCGGGAAUUGGCACCGCACCAAUACCCGAUAUUUUGGCUAAUAACUCUCAACCUAAAUCGGCGGCAGAUUUGGAUGAUAUUUUUGGGCCGCUUCAUUCGGAAACUUCGACUACAUUUAAUUUGGAUUUCAAUGCGUUUGCUUCGCCAACACCAACACCUCAGACUGCUACAGCUCCACCACCGUUUUGUGGUCCCAAAAUAACAACAAGUAGUUCCGCUUCCAAUGUACCAUUUGGUACAAUGCCUACUUUUACCACACAGACAGCUAGCAAAGAACCAUCACCACAACAACAAACACAGCAGGCCAAAGAUCCAUUUGCCGACAUUGCUAGUCUAGCUUCGGGCUUAAACAUUAACUUUACGCCACAGACACUGGGUGGCAAAUCGGCAGGACACACGCCAGUCGGUACCAGUCCCUUUGCCACACAUUUUUCAAGUCCUACCCAUAACAACAAUGUACCCAAUAGUAACAUUCGUAUGCCUUCUAACACAGUUCCACAGCCAUCACCCAAUCACAUGAAGUCUCCAAAUAAUUCAACAUUUGGCAUGCAACCUCCUCCCACAUCGGCAUUUGGAACUCCCUCACCACAGCCCACCGGAGUUCAAAAUCCAUCAUCCUCUAACACAAACACACGUCCUGACUAUAGUCGCUCACAUUUUGAACAGCCGAAACCUGCGACAGCCUCAGCAUCACAACAGUCAAAGAGUUCAGAUAUUUUUGCGGAUAUUCUUGGAGAACAAGGCUACAAGUUUACCAGUAAAGCCAAUCAGGGCCCAAGAUCGAUUAAUGAAAUGCGUAAAGAAGAUUUAAUCAAAGAUAUGGAUCCCAAAAAAGUUAUGAUCAUGGAAUGGACGGAAGGUAAAAAGAAUAACAUAAGGGCUUUGCUAUGUUCCAUGCAUACUGUGUUAUGGGCAGAUGCCAAAUUGACUAAGUGUGAAAUGUCCCAGCUAAUAACACCGGCAGAUGUUAAAAAAGGUUAUCGCAAAGCCUGUCUAGCAGUACAUCCGGAUAAGCAUAAUGGCACUGAAAACGAAGAGAUUGCUAAACUGAUUUUCAUGGAACUGAAUAAUGCUUGGACUGACUUUGAAAAUGAUGCCACUCAACAGAAUAUGUUCAAUUAAAUACAAAAUAUUGCUACAAUAGAGAUAAAAACAAAACUAAUUAAUUUCUUGAGAUAUUGUGAAAGACGAUGGCAGAAAAACAAAUACGUUAUUGAAUGUGUAAACGAUAGUGCAAUGCUAUCUAUCUCCCCUACUACAAAGUAGAAAUAUUGUCUUUAACAACAUAUUGUUAAGAAAACCGAAGAAAACGGAAUGCGCUAUUAAAUGCUUUAAGCUCUUAAUUCUAAAAUCAAAAACAAACAUAAUUACCAAUAAUUUGCAAACUGUAUAGAAACAAAUUAUAGACUUUAUUUACUUAAUAUUUAUCUACAAAAAAAAAUACAUAUGUUUUUCUCUAAUAUAUCUUAAUUUAUACAAAACUACUAAGUUAAUAGCAAAAUAUUUUCCAAAUGGGACUGUCUUUUUUAGGUUUUUUUUAUUACCUUUCCUUUACAAAAAGAAACAAAAACCGUAAUUCAAAAUGCAAAUUGAAUUUUAGCAAAGUAUUAAAUGUUAAAACACAAAGAAAUUAUCUAAAAAAAAUAUUUUUAGUAUGAAAAUUUUUUAUUAUUAGAACUCAUAGUUUAAUGUGAAAAGCUCAGAAUUUUCCUUCUUUUUUUCUAAAAAAAAAAACAAACAAAAGAAAUCCAUUCCAACAUCCUAGUAAUGUACCAUAUUUAUUUACUUAACAAUGUAAAUAAGUUAAGGAGGAUUCAAUUCCCCAUUAUCUCUUAUUAAAAUCCCUUUUUGCCCCCUACAACUGCAAAGAAACACGGUCUAAACGCAUACAAAAUAAAGAAUAAAUUCUAGAUAUUUUUGUGUCAAUGUAUAUAUUUUAAGAAUAUUAUUACUAUUAUAUACAUAUAUAUUUAGCUAUAAAAUAUAUAUUUGAAUCGUAUGAAAUUACAUUAAAA
Molecule: messenger RNA, 4860 nt
Organism: Musca domestica (house fly)
Lineage: Eukaryota; Metazoa; Arthropoda; Insecta; Diptera; Muscidae
Product: cyclin-G-associated kinase-like
Exons: 9
Coding region: 158-3967 (1269 amino acids)
Biological process (GO): positive regulation of Notch signaling pathway; regulation of clathrin-dependent endocytosis; protein phosphorylation
Cellular component (GO): cytoplasm
Molecular function (GO): ATP binding; AP-2 adaptor complex binding; protein serine/threonine kinase activity
Source: RefSeq, a predicted model, not a curated record